ACGAUGUAUGAAAGAACUGGACCUCAAGAAGUUAUUCACACGGUACCAUUGGGGAAAUUCAAUGUAUGAGUGUCUUUUGAUGUUGCUAUAGUUAAAGAUAUGCCCCUCUUCCCAUUCCUAUCCCGGAAGAGAUGACUAUUGUUGGAGAGGCAAUAGGAUGUCAGGUGGCUUGGCCCAAAAAAUUCACAUUGGUCAACAAUGAGGGAGCUUUAAAAGAUGUUGAUUGUGAAAAACGUUUGGAGUGCAUUCCAGCUUUUGCUUCAUUGGUCGGCAAUGAGAGAAAUUCAAAAAAUGUUGAUUUUGAAAAAAAAUUGGAGUCCAUACAUGCUUUUGAAUCAUUGGUCGAGCAUUUCAAGUAUGAUGAAGCCAUUAACAUUCCACUAGAGAAGGACAUAUUUGGGGAGGAGAUCAGUGUACAACUUCAAAGAGUAGACAUGGAGUGUGUAUGUCAAAUGAAAGAGCUAUCCAUUACAUGCAUCAUGUUGUACAUAAGUGGUCUUUGGAUUUAUGGAAUAACUAAAGGGAUGAAUAGAAAGCCAAUUUGGCAAGUAGUUGAGUGCCCACAACAAUUGACAAGCGUGGAAUGUGGAUUUUAUGUAAUGAGGUACAUGAAAGACCUUAUUAGAGAUCAAAGCAUCCUAAGCAAAACAAACUUUAAUGGGAAGAAGACUUGCAUGGAAUUUGAACUUGAUGAAGUGCGUGUGGAGUGGAUUAAUUUCAUCCUAGAUAACAUGUGAUUAUCUUCUAUAUGUAAGUAUAAAAAAGAAGGGAAAAGUAAAAACAAUUUAGCUUCUACUCAACUUGAUUAAUGACUUUUGUGUUUCAUUGUUAUUUCCCAUCAAUAAUUGUCUAGUAAUUACUUUAUCAUUUGGUGCAAGGAUAAGAUCACCUCCUAAAAAAAAUAUUGUUGUUGUAAUGGAUUGUAGAAACCAUUCACAUUUCUUUUGUUUAGAAGUUAUGGUAAUGGAUCCCCAAUUGAUGGUUUAGUUUUGACAUGUGAUUAACUAGUUCAUAUCAUGAACUUUUUCAAUGAUACAUGAAAAUUCCACUUUUAAACAAGAUUUCUUUGUAAGUUUUUUUUGGUGCAACAGUUUGGACAUGGUAGGUAUGGAAUAUUGAAUUUUCAAAUUUUUGGCAUGAGCUUCACAGUUUGUUAGAAAUUAUGAAUGUUAGUGAUACAAAAUUUGAAAUUUUGAUGCAAUAGUCUGAGGAGUGUAGAUUUGGAAUUUUGAUCUAACUUGAGAUAUGUGGGAGAGAAAUAUGCUAGUGGGUGAGAGUUUAGAGUAAGGACAGAGAGUAGAGUGAGAAUCAUAAAAUGUUUUGUUUGGAGAUGGUUAUAGACUUGGGUGAUGAUGCAUGAUGGUUCAAACCAAUGAUGGAGGGGUGAUUGUGAUUUGUAAUUAGGUGGCAGAGAGAGGUCAGUGUCAUUUAAACUUGUGGGGAUGUCUCCAUCUUGUCAAAAGCCUCAAUAGAUAGGUCAGUGUAAUUUACCCAAUUAUUUU
This is a messenger RNA of Camellia sinensis, 1502 nucleotides long. NCBI's taxonomy places the organism in Eukaryota, Viridiplantae, Streptophyta, Magnoliopsida, Ericales, Theaceae. The record is from RefSeq and is a predicted model, not a curated record.